AUGGAUUCAGCAGGACGAUUCCUGAGUAGCUCCACUGAAUUGGGUUUUCAAGGAAAUCGCCACAGGGGUACUGAUAGCCCUCGUAGUUCUAUCAGUUGUUCUAGCUGGCAGAGCAUUGUUGAAAAUGAUGAAGAAAGUACUGAUUCUCUGAAGAAUUCAACCAGUUCUGUUUCUGGUCAGGGGAACAGCUCUGUAGAGAACCCGCCAAAGGGUAUCAUGGCCGAUAGCCAAAUUGGGGCGGUGGGUUCUAGCAGGCCAGGCGUCAUUGAAAACAAUGGAGAAAGGAUCAAUUCCCUGAAAAAUCUGAUCGGUUCUGUUUCUGGUCAGGGAAACAACUUUGUACAGAACUCGCCUUAUGGUGUCGUGGGUGAUAGGCGAAUUGGGGUGAAGGGUUCUGCUCAGAUUCCAACUGUUGAGACUGAUAUGAAAUUCAGUUUCCUGUCAAAUUCAAAUGGUUGGAAUGAUGAUCAUGGUAACGGUUCUUCUCAGAACCUCUCGGGAGCUGUCUUGAGUUCCCAGCUGGCGACUGUGGACAUUGAGGGACGAGGAAUUGGGUCUGUGAGUUCUUCCCAGAUCCCAGCGUGGAAGAUCGAAAACCUCUUAUUGUUGGAAUCUACUCAAUCCAAUUGCUGGGGUCUUCACGAUCACAACAAUGGAAUUAAUUCAACACGAUCAACUCAAUCCCUGGAAAAUCCCACUCGAGGACUACCUUUUAGUGGGGAAUCUUGUGGCAUUUCCACUGGAGAUUGUCUGAAUUCGAUCACAGUUCCUGACCAAUUUGUAAGAAAUAACCUGGGUGGUCCGUAUUCCAGUGUCGUUGGACAAACGCCUUUCUUCGACAGUGGGAACAGAUCUACAGCGAGAGCGGGCUGUAGCUCAAGCUCUGAAAUAGCAAGAAAUCCUAUUGCUGAAGGGCAUUUGGAAGCUUCAUCCAACAUGCUGUUUCAGAAUCAUUUUCCACUGGCAUUUCCUAACCCGUACUCAUGGGAACGAUUUUGGGAUGAUGACAUAUGUUGGAUGGCCAGGAAUAGAAUGGGCUGCAAGCGUUUGCAAGAGAUUCUGGAACAAGGGGACCUCGUGGCCACACAAAAGAUACUUCGCGCGACUCUAGGAUCCAUGGUCGAAAUCAUGGUCCAUGAAUCUGGAAAUAGACUGUUUGAGAAGCUCUUGCAGUCCUGCAAUGAGGGCCAAAUAUUCAAAAUUGUUCUCAGCAUUACAGCAGAUGAUGGGGCCUUGAUUAAUGCAGCAAAAGGAAGAUACGGCAGUCUUGCAGUUCAGAAACUAAUUAGCCGGGUGAAGCAAUCCUCUCUGCUCGUUACAAGUGUGAUAUCAGCUCUUGCUCCAGGAAUCACGUCUCUGAUGUUCCACCCUUUCGGGUGCCAUGUUAUCCAGCAUUGCUUACUCUAUCUAGAUGAUCACCGAAUCACGUUCAUACAUGAAGCUGCCACAAUGCCUCAGUCUCCACAAUCUACACAUAGAUGGUUCCUGUUGAGGAAAAUCAUGGAGCUGAGCUUUCUCCUCUCGCAAGAUCCUUUUGGAAACUACGUCUUGGGUUGUGCUCUCGAGCUCAAGAUCCCGGAGGUCAUUAACGAUAUAUGCCACAAGCUUAAAGGCCACUACACGGAUCUAUCAACAGAGAAAGUCAGCAGCUUCAUUGUUCAAAAAUGCAUAGUUCUUCGGACUAAAUUUGUGGUUUCAGAGCUGCUGAAAACUGGCAACCUAGGCCAACUUGCGCGUGAUCGAUAUGGGAAUUACGUCGUCCAGACGGCACUGAAAAUGACAGAGGGUGUCCUUAAACAUUGUAUGAUUGAUGUUCUUCAACCACAUUCCCAGAGCCUCCGAUGCAGUCGGUACGGAAAGGAAGUCUCCCAUCUGAUUAGUGAGUAUAGGAUCAAGCUCAAUCAAGAUCGUAAUCUCUGUUUCGAUCGUCUGAAGAUGUAGGGUUAGGAUUAGUUACACAUGCAACUUCUGUUUUGGUACUGUCAGUUGAAUGUUUUUUUUUUUUUUUUUGCUGUGUGUGUGAAGGGGAAAACUCUGUAUAAAAA
Molecule: messenger RNA, 2045 nt
Organism: Magnolia sinica
Lineage: Eukaryota; Viridiplantae; Streptophyta; Magnoliopsida; Magnoliales; Magnoliaceae
Product: meiotic coiled-coil protein 2-like
Exons: 5
Coding region: 1-1941 (646 amino acids)
Biological process (GO): post-transcriptional regulation of gene expression
Cellular component (GO): cytoplasm
Molecular function (GO): mRNA binding
Source: RefSeq, a predicted model, not a curated record